Molecule: messenger RNA, 1475 nt
Organism: Nezara viridula (southern green stink bug)
Lineage: Eukaryota; Metazoa; Arthropoda; Insecta; Hemiptera; Pentatomidae
Source: the annotation of a GenBank genome assembly
UAUAUUAAUGAUAAAAAAAAUGCAUAAAUAUCAUAAUUUUCAGAUAUGGAGAUGUGCUGAAGAAAGUUUAUAACAUUUUCGUGACAAUCAUCCUCGGUAUGGUAAUGACAGACUUGAUUACUGCUAGCUUACAUUUGCUAUUCACAUCUUCGGACGCCAUGUUCACUGUAAAUCUUAUCCUAUUUUUCUGGCACUCGUUUGUUGAAAUUUCAUUAAUUUGUUUUACAUCAUCUUACAUCGAAAGAGUGAGCUACGAGAUUCGGUUCUCGGCGUACUCGAGCGACUGGUACAAAGCGGACAGGAAGUACAGGUUCACCGCGCAGAUGAUGAUGCUCAGGGCUCAGAGGCCCCUCACUUUGGUCGCGGUCAAGAUGUACUCCGUCAACUUGGAAACUUUGAUCGCUACGAUGAUCACAAGUUUUUGGUAUACGAACGCGAUGUUAAAUAUAACUCCUUGCAAGCCAACUAUUGGUAAGGUCGAACUAGUUCUUAAUGACGUCUUCAAGCUCUCGAGAAUGAUCGGUACGUUCCCGAUCGACAAGGAAUAUUCCGCCAUCUCUAAAUAUAACCUCACUAAAGGAUUGACACUAUACGUAUUGGCAACAAUCGUUAUAUCUGCGUCAACUUCUAGAGAAUCUUAUGAUGAUGUAUUGGAGUCUGAAAGAGCGCGUUAUGCAUUCCAAUUUAUUCUCACCGUCAUACUGCAUUUUAUACAUUUAGCGUAUCUUGUUGGAAAUAGACGGCUAGUGAAUAAACUCUACAACGAACUGAAGGAAAUUGAAUACCUAUUUUGGAAAAAUGGUGUUGAUUGCUGUUACAGACCCAGUUGGUGUGUUAAAUACCUUGGUUUUAUUUUUAUCACGAUUUGUCAUGUUGCCUGGGAGACAUAUUACACCAGAUGGAUACACCUAGAACUUCGUAUCCCCAGCCAUAUUAACUAUCCAGCUGUUUUCAGUAUAACAAGUCAGUAUUUAGCAUUGCUUCAAAUAUGCCAGUCAAUAUUGAAGCAGAUAAAGACAAUCGAAGAAAACGUAACUGUUGUCAGACUGAAGGAUAAAAUAUUGUCUCUAUGCCAAAACGUUAACACGCUUUACGAACCUCAGCUGCUUUGUUACAUAGUGAACGUAUUCUUGGUGAUUCUCGGCGCACUUUAUGUGAAAACCAUCCAACAUGCACCUAUGUCUAUAGGAACUAUUUGUUGGUUUGUCAUUUACACCUGGCCACUUGUGGUGAUAACACUCUACGUUGGGAACAUUUCUGAGGAGACCAAGUUGGUGUAUCAAAUACCUUGGUUUUACUUGCAUGGUGAUUUGUCAUGCUAUGUGGGAGAUUUUUUACAACAGAUGGGAAAACAUGAGACUUCGUAUUCCUCUCCACAUCACUUAUCCAGCUCUUUUCAGUAUUACAAGUCAGUACUUAGCAUUGCUUCAAGUCUGCUUGUCAAUAUUGAAGCAGAUAAGGAUAACAGAAGAUAA